This is a messenger RNA of Cataglyphis hispanica, 5561 nucleotides long. RefSeq names its product axin (gene Axn). Gene Ontology annotation, biological process: negative regulation of canonical Wnt signaling pathway. The transcript has 9 exons. Lineage: Eukaryota; Metazoa; Arthropoda; Insecta; Hymenoptera; Formicidae. The coding region runs from base 599 to 3031 and encodes 810 amino acids. The record is from RefSeq and is a predicted model, not a curated record.
CACUCGCGCGAGAACCAGCGACCGAUGGCGACCGACGAGAUGUGCCUGCGAAGUUACGUGCGGCCGUCGUGCCGUGUUUAGAACCGCGUCGUCCGCGUGUGUUCGCGCCGUUUUCGCGCUUUCCGUCCUCCCCGAGUCACGCGCGUUUGCGUUGACGGUCGCCUCGUGUGUCAUUUUAGCCAGCGACGGCGUCUCGCGUCGGUGAAUGCGUGCCGCGAUUCCAUCGUAUGUAUGUGCGCGUGUGUGAGUUGUGUGUUGUGUUCGUGACGACGAUGUGAUAGUGCGCUCUGUCGAAGAAGUGCCGACCAGUUCACGGUGGAUCAUCCGUCUGUACCGAGCGAGAGAGAGAGAGAGAGAGAGAGAGAUACACGUAUAUAGCUUACGACGAGCCGCCACCGAGAGCAACGAGAGUUGACACUUUCAUGAGAGCAUGGACCUGCGACUGCAUCGUCGAUCGUUUACGAGUCUACGCCGAGAAACAACAUCGUCGUCCCAUCGUUGUUGUCAGUAAACACCGACGGAUAUACAGAGUUGGGACUAACCAUGUCCUCUAAGAGGCAUCGUGGGCGAAUAUUAAGUAUAGAUAACAAAAUUGUACAUGAGGGCCAUAAUAGAUAGGAUGAGCGCAUCUCGACACAACGAAGCGCGUUGCUUCAAUGAGAACUCUCCCCGGCCACCAGUGCCAGGAGAGGAAACGGGAAACUAUGUCAGCCGGAUCCGUCCACAGAGUCCCGCUUUGACACCUAGACGUUCUUCUUUCGCGACACCGCACGCCUCCAGCGGUGAUUGCGAUGCUUCCGCGCCGUUGGGAUUCGAGCCGGAGGGUUGUUGCGGAACCACUACCAUGGAGAGCAAUUUGCGUCCAGCUCACGAAAGAUGGGCGGACAAUCUGCACUCCCUGUUAGAGGAUUCGGUGGGUUUGGAGUUAUUCAAGAAAUACCUGAAUGAAGAGGGGCACUUGGAUCCGCUCAUAUUUUGGUUUGCCUGUGAGGGUCUCAAACAACAGGUGGAUGUUGGAAAGAUCUCGCAGCUAGUGAAGCUCAUUCAUCAAAGAUUUUUUCGCAAAUCUCGGCUAACCAUACCAGAGAAUAUGAUGAAGGAAGCGGAUCGACGAGUUAAGGAAGGUCGUGCCGAUCAAAAAGUGUUCGAUAUCGUGCAACUUGAAGUCGAGCGGAUAAUCAACGAGACGACAUAUCCCAACUUUUUCAAAUCCGACGUGUAUCUCCACUACGUUCAAUCCUGCCAGAAUACUAAUUCGGGCGGUUGCCCGAGCUCGAGUUCGGGUAGUCGUGAGAUGUCCAUUUCUUGCGGACCGAGUUUUCUACCUACCGUGCAUGAAGACAGCGAAUAUGUCGACAUCAUACACAAUUCACACUCGAUCGGUGGGACGUCCGGAGAAUUAAGAUUGACCAAAGAUGUUCUGAUGGCUACCCAACAAAGUAGAGCACUGGAUCUACGACCGAGGCCAGAAGCGUACGCCGGCAUUUACUUGCAACAUGGGACUAGUCCAUAUCACAUGCACGUAUCCAGAUUGCACGCACAAUAUUCCUCCUACAAUCCAGUAUCCAGACAGGAUUCUGAGCUUCAGAGUUUAAGCAGUGAUGCACGUACUGAAGUGGACAAUAUGUCCCUCAACGAUGGAUCCAUUGACGGAACGAGCGGUCAGAGGAGUAAAAAGCAAUACGUGAAGCAAUCUAGUAGGGCAAUCAAAGAAGCUGCGAAUAUAAAUCGCGAAUCUAUGGUGCAUCAUGUCGUCCCGCGAACUCAGCGUAUGGCGUCCCCGAAACAGAUGCCGGCGGAGCAGUUUGCGGAGAUGCUUACACAGAAACUAGAGAUUCUGGCGCGAGAGCAAAAAAACCAAGAGAAACUGGACAAAUGCUUGCAGCAAGGAAACGAUCUGUCCAUCGGUAGCGACAUGUCGUUGGAAUGGAUGAACGGGGCAACCUGCAAGACUCUAGGUGAUGCGCCGAAGGAGAAAUUGUCCUUGGAGGAAGAUAGCGAUCAAGCGAUCCUCGACGAACAUGUGUCUCGCGUCUGGUCGGACCAGACACCGUCGAGAACCCCCAGACUCUCACCUGAGAGGAGGCGUCCUACGCACAAUUAUCCACGAUCUUACAAACAGAGGAAAGAAAAAGAUGUGGACUCUACAUUCUCAGUGGAUAGCGGUAAUAUCCACGAUUUCCAGGAUGGCAGCGAGCUUGUCGGGGCUAGUUCCAUGAGUUCGCUAGGCUCGCAUCUGCCCAAAUCUAAAUCUGUGCCGUCCGAUUACGUCGAUUCCCUCUACCUCCAAGGUCAUGAACAAAGAUUCCGAAGGUCGGACAUGACAAGACGAUCAGCCACAAAGAAAUCGAUGGCAGAAUUAACGGAUAGCGGGGUGAGCGUUGUUAGUGACGUGCCACCUUCCAUAAAUAAGGAUAUUCGUUUGAUACCCCGGUUUAAGGAAGCAGACAAAAAGGCUGAUCUGAAACAUAGUUGUCGUCACGGUAAAAGAUAUGGCUCGCGUAGCGGAUCUUUGGAAAGACCAAACAGAGAAACAUGGAGCAUGGGUGUACCUGCUCAACCGUUUGUUGCUGACCCGGGAAUGCCACCUUUAACACCACCUCACACGGAUAUUCAAUUAGAGGAGACAUGUAGGAGAUUAAAAGAGGAAAAUAGAGUGCGCGCCAGUUGCAAGCAACGACCUACGAACGUUUCGAAACAGAUGUACGAGUCUGCGUCGCAGAGUCAACCGUACGUUCAGUCCAAUCAGUCCACGUUGAGGAAACCGAAGCAGGAUACGGGCGAUUUUACCAUUGUUGUGUUCAGUUUCUGUGACGAACAGUUUCCAUACAGGACAAAGAUCCCCGGUCACAACGUCACUUUAAAACAAUUUAAGGAGUACCUUCCGAAGAAAGGGAGCUACCGAUACUUCUUUAAAACGGAGUGCGAGGACUUGGAUAUGAAAGUUAUACAGGAAGAGAUAACGGACGAUACCGAGAUUUUGCCAUUGUGGGAGGGCAAAGUGAUGGCGCAAGUUAAAGCGCUCGAGUAAAUAGACUGAAUAGAAAAAGCCGAGCGAGAGUAAAACAUGUACGAUUUUUAACCAAGUGCCGCAAUAAAUAUUUAAGAGAUCCCACAACACACAUACACAACACUCGACCGACAAGUCGAUGCGCUCGGUAUUUAUACAUAUAUACACAUUAAGCUUAUCAUGCGGCCUCCAUCUUUCAUAUUUGCCUAAGAAAGUAGUUUUAAUCGAUAGAAAAAGAAUUUAUCGAAUCGAGCAAUAUCAUUGCACAGAUGAACCCUGCGAAAAAGAAAGAAGAAUCGGCCUUGUGUUAAACUACGUCAAUUGAAUGUCCGCGGAAGAAUGUUGUGUUCUUACUUCUGAUUUUUCGUCAAAGUCGUUUACAAGUAUCUGAGACAGAGAAGAGUUUUUUUUUAUUGGCCUCUUCAAAAUUAUUUUAUCAAUUUUACACAGCUCGUGCGCGACAGCGCUUUAUUGUACAUAAAUUAGUACGUAGUGUGAUUUUCACGAUAGGGCGAUAACAUUACGUCGGUACGGACUUUGCCAAGCGAAAUUAUUUGUUGUAAUUCAGUCUGGUUUGGUAUCAACGUCACUUUUACGGGUCAGUUUGGGCAAGAACGGCAACAACAGUGCGUCGAAUCAUACCGAAUACAUUGCGACCGGCUAAACAAUUUCUUCCUCUCGAAGACUUCCCAUAGUUCUCCAAACGACUGUACAAAGGUAGUGAUCGCGUAAUUGAUCGCCUUAGUAAGGUCCGCGUAGGCACUAAACUUACAUAGAAAAGAAUAAUUACAAAUUGGCAUCUAAAGUAUUAUGUGUAUUUUACACGAAUAAGACAUCGCGCGUCUUGUUUAAUACACGUAAUAUAUUUUACGCGAUGUGACGUGCAACGUGCAGAAUAUAAAAUUGAAAAAAAAAAUUUACGAGAAUCAUUUUUUUUUCUUUUUUUCUUUUUCCUCUAUCUUUUGUUGUGCCACUAUUAUUGUUGAUCAUGGUCGUACAUAGCCGAUAUUGCAAAACAAGUUUACCAAUUAUAGAACCUAAACACAUAUGGCGAUUUACAGUACUGUGUCCAAAAUUUUGGCAUUGGAACGGCGAACACCGAUGGAAACAAAAAAAAAAAGAAAGAAAAAUUAUUAGCGUUUAGAUUGUAAUAAUGUAUUAUCAGGUGCGAAAAUAAAUGUGCCUUUUUAGUAUAAGAUCGAAAUAAGCCUAAGAAACAGAUAGAGAGAAAAGGUUGAAAGAUAUUUAUAAAUUGCAGUACAGGGGCCCAAUCCUGAUGGGAGAAACAUUUUGUGUCCAAUAUUAUUAAUAUAUUCCCUCAAAAUUGUAUCUACACUGAUGUAUCGACGAUUUGUCCGCCUCGUAUAUCGCGGAUUCGUCCAUAGCAGUUUAUUUAAACCUUUCAGUCUUAUCGAAGAUUGCUAAAUAUCCGGUUUUAGUCUCCGGGCGAAGAAGAAUCUCCAGUCCGCAGAUUUUUCUUUGAUGCAAGCGUACGUUACAAUUUCAUAUUCUCCACCGCAAUAUUUAUCUUAUACUAAUCGCGCGUGUGUUUUAUUAUGCAACUUUUUUUUAGGAGAUAAUUUUUUGGGGCAACAUUGGUCUUAUCCUUAUCCUAAAUUGCUUAAAUUUUAACUCUUGUUACAUAUUCGAAAUUAAAAUCUUAUCAUCUUUGCCUAUAUAUAAAUAUAGAUUGCUAACAAGAUGUUUAUCUUAAUAUAUGCAUAAUCAAGCGAUAAGCGUUCUCAAAUGUAACGGGUUUUUGAUAAAUCACAUUCCACGUGAAAAUCGAAUUGCUAUCAAAUGUUUUAUCAAAUUCUUAUAUAUAUAUUAAUUAGUAAACAAAUGAAAGAUAUUAAUUAAUAUUAUAUUACAAUUAUUAUAGUUUUAUUUAGGUAUAUUAUUAUUUAAUUAUUUAAUAUAAAUCGUGUUAUCGAUAUCGUUUUGAUAUUUUUACAACAUGCAUAGAGCAACUGACAUGCAGUCCAUUCUUAUAUAAUCAAAGCUUAUAUGUAUCGCAUUCUAAUAGAGAUCGCAGAUUGUAAAAAAACAUCCAAUCUAUUAUUUAUCCUACGAUUUGUAAAACGAUGAUUAUCCAGUUGAUCUGCCUCUCUAAUUCGCAUCAAAGAAACUAUAAAAACAAGAGAGAUCUUUUACUGAAAUAUAAAGAUAAAAUUAAAAUUUGAGACUGAAAGGAUUAAAUUGUAACAUAUUUAAUUGAAAGUACAAUGUAAAAAAAUGCUCGCCGUUUUUUUUUUAUCAGGAGGCCCUUAAAUCGAUAGUUCGAUUUUGUCCUAAUUUACCGGAGCUAGCUUCCUACGUGUGAUCCCUAUGGGAAAGCCGGGAAAAAAACCGUAGAAACGACGUAUGUAUCAUUUAUUUAUAAAUUUGAUCGAUAACGUUUUUUUAAUUAUACGUAAUUGAUUAUCAUCAAUUAAUAUCACACGGACGUUAAAGUGUUCCUGUACCUAAUUAAUUAAUAAUUAUUAUUGUAUAUCAAAAAUAUUGAGAGAAUAAUAAUGCGAUUUUCACUGAAUUAAAUGAACACACGCUA